This is a messenger RNA of Phycodurus eques (leafy seadragon), 4732 nucleotides long. It is a transcript of the gene elmod1, whose product is annotated as ELMO/CED-12 domain containing 1. Lineage: Eukaryota; Metazoa; Chordata; Actinopteri; Syngnathiformes; Syngnathidae. The transcript has 12 exons. The coding region runs from base 232 to 1236 and encodes 334 amino acids. Gene Ontology annotation, molecular function: GTPase activator activity. The record is from RefSeq and is a predicted model, not a curated record.
GGCUCAUCACUAACCACGUGACGUCAGUCUUCUGAUCCCUUGCGCUCUGGCGCCCCCUAUCGACUGCAUCCUCGCACAACGGUGUCAUCAUGGAGGCGAAGCGGACGUCUGGAGCCGAGUGACGGGGGAGACACGAAGCCGCACGUCGCCUGCUUUGCUUUGCACCCCCUUUAAAAGAUUAAAAACGGUCAUCCCCCAGCAGCAAGUCCAGUGGACAAGACAGCGGGCAUCAUGAAGCACUUCCUGAGAGUGUUGACCCAGUUCUUCGUGUUCCUCUACUGCAAAUGUCUGUGGCGAGGCCUGAAAUUCGUGGCGCGCAAGUUUACGGGACGCUGUGAACUACAGCGGAUCUGCUACAACAACAAGCACGGCGCCCGCAGGACACUCAAGAUUGAGUCAUCUCUGAAGUACUCCAAAAAUGAGUUGCUUCAGUCCGCCCUCAAUACCCACCCCGACAAAGUGGAGAAAACCAUUGACGAGAUCAUGACUCUGAAGAAGAUCAACCCCGACACCAACCCUCAGUUGGGCAUCUCCCUACAGGCCAGCCUGCUGCAGAUUGUGGGCUACAGGAACUUGGUGGCCGAGGCGGAGAAGCUCCGGCGGGAGCCCUACGACUGUGAAAAUGCAGAACACGAGGAUAUGCUGAUGAAGUUGUGGAAGGAGCUGCGUCCUGACACUCCUCUGACCGGACGGAUUUCGAAGCAAUGGUGUGAGAUCGGAUUCCAAGGCAGCGAUCCAAAGACGGACUUCCGAGGCAUGGGCCUGCUGGGUCUCCACAAUCUGUUAUACUUUGCGGAACACGACAAGGCGACGGCUCUGCAGAUGCUCCAUGACUCCCUACUGCCCAAGCACAAGAGUGCGCACGGGAGUCGCAGCGAGGCAAACAUAUCUGAAUGGGAGCAGAAGAAUGUUGACAAAGCCAUUGGCUAUUCUUUCGCCAUUGUGGGCAUCAACAUCACAGACCUGGCCUACUCGUUGCUGGUGAGCGGCGCCCUGAAGACCCACCUGUACAACGUGGCGCCUGAAAUGCCCACCCUGCUGCACCUCCAGCAGACCUUCUGCUACCUUAUGCAAGAGUUCCACCGCUUCUGGAUCGAUGAGGACCCCAGCGAUAUCAUGGAGUUCAACCGCGUACGCGGCAAGUUCCACCGGCGGGUCCUACGGCAGCUGCGUGACCCGGACGCGGCUCUGUGCCCGCACUUCUCCGCCUCCGACCUCCACUUGGUCAACCUUUAGGGCCGCCCUCACCCCACCAUCGGAUGUCCCGGUAGACCCGUCAUUAAAAGCGCUCGGGCUAACGUCAUGAAUGCGUCACUGCCGGCGGCUUAUAGAUACCGUAUAUAUAUAGAUAUACACGCCCUCACACCACCAGCAUCAGACAUCACCAUAGCGAUUGUCGCACCAUCGUCGUCUCACUUUUACUUUAAUGAUUGUAUGACACGCUUUACCAAGAGGUGGGGGACACGACUCACAUGACUUGACUGAAGUCAGACAGUCGCCAGUGUUAAGACCUGAGAUUUAAUAAUGAAAGACUCGACUUGAACACCGUCAUAUUUGCGAAUUCACCAAUCAGAUUUUUUUUUUUAAACCUUUACUCUGUUAUUCUCUGAAAAAAUAAACUUUCUAGCUGUUUUUGUGCUCAGACCAAAGCAAUAAAAGUACAGUGAUGCCUUGAAAUACGAGUUACUCGACUUGCUAGAUUUUCGAGCAGUGAGCCGUCAUUCGAGCAAUUAUUUUUUUUUUGGUUUGACCUGCGAGCGUAGACUUGAGAUACGAGAUAAACUUGUAUCUCAAGGCAACACUAUAUUCCUGGUGUCAAGGAACUAUGUUGAAGUGAGUUAAGGGAGUUGCCUUUGAGAAUACCGAGAAAUAAAGACAACAGCGUGGCUAUUUGAUCACGCUAUUCAUUGACUGCAUUUCGGCGACAGAGACCCUCCGCGUUUUGCUUUUUAGUCCCACGUAGAUAUGAAAUCAUAAAUAUUGUUAAGUAUGAUUGUAAAACAAUAUUUUUACUUAUUGGUACAGCUUGGCGGUGGCCAACUGGAUCUGGCGUCAUACUUUAAAACAGCUUUUUUUGUUGUUGUAAAAGCUCAUGUGAUACGACAUAGCAUUUUGGAUUGGCUGUUGCAUCCGUGACCUUGUGAAGCCGUUCACUCGUGACUUGAAUUUCGAAUCGCAGCAAAAAAAGUUGCCAGCGGUUGGCCACUCAUGAUAACUAGUUGCAGAGCACCACAGCCUGCGCAAUGGUUCGACUUACUCGCGGAGUUGAAUGUACCUUGCUCGAAAGGUCCUGCCUGCUUACAUCUGAAAAUCAGCAUUUUUAAAGAUACUUUGUGAGGUAUCCGAUAAAUAUGAUGUUCAUUAAUAAGUGCUUCAUUUGUUGAAAUGUGUGUUCCACUCACUCCCUUGUAGUCCCCGUCUGUUAAAAUGCAUUCCUUUGGUCGUAAACCAAUAUGCUACCAAUACACCACGCUACAGCCAUGAAGAGCAUAUACUUUUAUGAGUUGGAGAACAGACCCUUGCAGCUGUAGGUGAGGCCAGCCAGGAAGGUUGCUAUGGAAACACUACUCUCUUUCCAAACCAGAUGCGACCAUAUAAGGAAAUAAAGACAUUGGCUUAAUGUUUUUUGGGGGGUGGGGGCGGUGCUAGGAGAGCUGAUCGAAUGCACCACACGUGCCAAUUGUUUUAGAGGCCACUCGACUUGCUUGAUUUUUCUCCACAGUUAACUUGAGACUUGUUUGAAACUUGAAGGUUACUAAGACUGGAGACUUAUUUAUGACUUGCACUUAUGUGACUUACUCCCCACCUCGACUCUUUACACUCGUUUUGCUUAAUCUCGCACUAAAAAAAAAUAAAAAAAUAAAAAAUCAUUCUCAACCAAAUAAAAAUAGAGUAAAAAAUAAUGACGUGCACAUAGAAUACGACACUGCAAGCUGUCAAAUUUCUAUAUUAGUCGAUGACCACCUCCUUGCCAACAUUUUGAAUGUGUAUGUUUUAAAUGGUGUCUUUAUAGCAUUAUAAUGCUACCCAUUUGCCUUUAUUUUCCCCCAAAACAACACUUUCUAUCAUGAAUGUUUCUCACAUUAACGAUUGUUUCUGUUUAAAUCCAUGGAAUGUGACACUUUUAAUGUCCGCCGUCAGCCAAAGCAAUAAUUCCGAUUCAUUUGGUGUAGACGAGUUGUAACAUGCUUGUUUUGAUUUAUUUGUAUUUUUUUUAUGAACUUAUUAUGGCUUUCGUAGAGCUCUGUUGACAGUUUAGUGACAUUUAGGAAUGAUAGAGUGAUAAAAUUAAGUUGGGAAGAAAAAAAAACAUGGCACUGUUAGUCAAUGCAACAGAAGGGUAUAAAAUAAUGGAAGAAACAAUUGACGUUAUAUACUGUAUGUCUUAAUGUACACGCCACAUACUUCAACAAAACCUUAAUAUUUCUGUAAUUUUUUAAAAUAAUGUAACCAUAAUAGGGUCAAAUUUCGGACAUUCGGCAACAAACAGGAGUUCCACGACAAUAUUCCUUGAUUCAUAUUUUUUUUAUUGGAUUAUUGUAAUUAUAUGUUUUAUUAGAUUAAAUGUAAUUGCAUGAAAUUUAAUUUAAUGUAUUCUAUUCCAAUAAUUACUUUUUAAACAUUUUGUUGACAAUGGAUGUUUCUGUUUACUUUAAUUGUAGAGGAUUUAAAAAAUUGUUUUCAAUUUACGUUUUACUUCUGGUUAUUUUCUUUUUAAUUGAUUCAAUUCAUUUUCAUUUGUAUUCCAUUUUUAAAUUACCUUUUAAAAGUGCUGUAUUCAAAUGUAAUUGCCUUUUUAAUUUGAUUAUUUUUUUGUUAAUCAUAAUCAUUACUAAUUUAAUUAAUUAAAAUGUAUAUUCAUUUUUUAAAAAUUCAAUCUGGUUGUCAUUUUCAAUGAAAUGUUUUAUUUAUUUUUAAUAGGAUUUUUGAUUCCAUUUUUUAUUCAAUUGAAACGCUUUGGUUUAAUUAUGUUGAUAGUAAAAAUGAACAAUUGUACAUUUAAAAUGAUUCAAACAUUUACAAUCAAAUACAAGUAAAUGUAACUGUCAAGCUACUUAACAAGUAUCACUGACCAACCCAACUAAAAACGUGAGCUCAAUUCAACCAGACGCUUUCCAAAUUGAACAACUGAACUAAAACUUCAAUGUUGAACUUAAUCUAACUAUGCUAAAAUAAACAAAAGUGGACGCUUACAAAGUCAAUCAAGAAUCCGAGUUAAAGUGCAUUUUGAAAGUGAAAAGAAACAGGACACAUUGUACAAAGCAGACAGACGUAGGGAAUGCAGUACACAAGGUCUUUUGACCCACACAGGCAGCUGCUGUGGCCUUGUGGUCGACAUCCAACUGUUUACAGAGUGUACAAAAAAAAAAAAAAAAAACCUUGAGGAAUGAGCCACAUGCUGCUUCACCAAGACACGAUUCUGUGAUGUAUAAACAUAAUGAAUUGUAAUGAUGAAGCAGCUGUUUGCUUUGUUUACUACUCCAUUCAGCAGCACUGUUUUGCCUGUUGAUGUUUCCUUGCCUAUACUCUUAGUGGAGUCUCACUGCUUUCAAGAUAUUCUUCUGGAUGUUCUGAGUAGAUAUUGUAACGCUGUGAUUUAUUUGUCUGUAAUGUGCAUUGAAGAACAAAUCAAUAAUAAAAAAAAAAGAAGCAAAGAAAAGACAGUCAAAGGAUGGCUCUGUUUCAUUUUGAAAUCCAAAAGACUAAUAACGGGUCAUUAAAGAAGAUAUCG